AUGGCUGCACCAACUCACAGCAGAGUCCUCCUGAUCCUGUUCGAUGGCUUCAAUACCCUGGACAUGAAUGGGCCGUACGAGGUCCUCAGAAAGUCGGGUGUGAGGACCGGGGUCAAGAUUGAAGUUGCAGCCGAGAGCGAGAUCACCACAUCAGUCGAGGGUGUGCAUGUCAAGCGCGACAUUCCUCUUAAUGACAAACUCAUCGAGUCGCUGAGCAUGUACGACACCCUUGUUGUGCCUGGCGGGCCCGCGGGGAAGGGCAAGCCCGUCGACGAACAGGCAGCCAAGAUCAAGAGCCCAUUUAUGAGGCUCAUCAAGGCAUUCGCGGAGUUGCCUACAACUACCGAGCAGUAUCCCCGCCUCCUCCUAUCGAUCUGCACUGGCGCUCUGUUCCUUGGUACGCUGGGCGUCUUCAACGGUGGCCGGAUCUGUACCACGCACUGGGCCGCGUACGACAACCUUGCCAACCGCAACAAAAUCUCCGCGAGUAGCGCGGGUACAGAUCCUGGAACGGUGCUAAAGGCCCGCUUCGUCGAUUCGGGUCUGAACGACAAGGGUAUCCGCAUCUUGAGCAGCGGUGGUAUUAGUUGCGGGUUGGACGCCAGUCUCUAUGUUGUGAAGCUACGAUGGGGUGAGGCAGAGGCCAUCGAUACUGCAUCCAUUCUGGACCUUGCCUGGAGGAAGACGGAGGGCGUUGUUGCUUAUGAGGGUUGA
This is a messenger RNA of Thyridium curvatum, 714 nucleotides long. RefSeq lists its product as uncharacterized. The transcript has 3 exons. The record is from RefSeq and is a predicted model, not a curated record. Lineage: Eukaryota; Fungi; Ascomycota; Sordariomycetes; Thyridiales; Thyridiaceae. Bases 1 to 714 code for a protein of 237 amino acids.